GUUUAUUACCGUCAAAUCCGUAGAGUGCGGUAGGACCCCAGACUGGGCAAUGCAAACUGCAGGUCAUAGAGCCUAGGACAUGAAGCCUCAUGCAACCAUUUUCUUCACAUAUUACUUUUUCCAAAUUUAUUAUUUUUUUGGUUUUAUUCAUUCAAGCUUGAUACAUGCUCGAUUCCCUCCCUUUCCAAAGCUAUUUUUUAGCUUUUUCUUCUUUUUUUUUUUUUUGUUUGUACACUGCUACAUCUGCUACUUAUUGUAGCCUAAAACCCCCUAUUUUAUUCAUUCAUAAGGGAUAGUAGUGCAUACAAGUAAAGCUAUCUUCCUCAGCGAAGAACUAGCAGAGCGACUCCGAGAUGAUAACCUCAUCUUUCUGCCAGAUUCUUCUUCACGUUUCCUUUCUUCUUUUUCUCUUCUCCUCCUGCUGUGGCUACAGCGAUCUCGAUGCACUCUUGAAGCUAAAGACCGCUCUCAUCGGACCCAAAGGUUCUGGUCUCGUGGACUGGGAACCUCCAUCUUCUUCCUCCUCCUCCUCAUUUGCUCAUCACUGCUCUUUCUCUGGAGUUAAAUGCGAUGAGGAUUCACGAGUUAUCGCUCUCAACGUCUCCAAUCUGCCUCUCUUCGGUACCAUUCCUCCGGAGAUUGGGCUUCUGAAUAAGCUCGUAAACCUCACAAUCGCCGCCGAUAAUCUCACUGGGGGACUUCCCAUGGAAAUGGCCAACCUCACGUCUCUCAAAUUCUUGAACAUCUCCAACAAUGUCUUCGGAGGCAAUUUCCCUGGAAAAAUCACGCUCACUAUGACGGAGCUCGAGCUACUCGACGCCUACAAUAACAACUUCACGGGUAAUCUCCCCGUCGAGCUCGUCGAGCUGAAGAAGCUCAAGUAUCUUCAUCUCGGCGGAAACUUCUUCUACGGCGCGAUUCCGGAGAAUUACGCCGAGAUACAGAGCUUAGAGUAUUUGGGCCUCAAUGGUAAUUCCCUCACAGGAAAAUUCCCGGCGAGCUUGGGUCGGUUGAAAAACUUGAAACAUUUGUAUGUUGGAUACUUUAACAGGUACGAAGGUGGGAUUCCACCGGAGUUGGGAUCUUUGCGCUCGCUCCAACUGCUUGACAUGUCGAGUUCUAACCUCGCCGGUGAGAUCCCUCUGAGCCUGAGCAACUUGAAAAAUUUACACACACUGUUUUUACAGUUUAACAGUCUGACAGGUCAUAUACCUCCGGAACUCUCCGGUUUGGUGAGCUUGAAAUCUCUGGAUCUAUCAAUCAACGGCCUAACGGGAGAGAUACCAGAAAGUUUCUCAGAGCUUAAGAACUUGACGUUAAUCAACCUGUUCAAGAACAAUUUUUACGGUAGAAUCCCGGAGUCCAUCGGUGAGCUUCCGAACCUCGAAGUGCUUCAGGUGUGGGAGAAUAACUUUACGUUUUAUCUUCCGGAGAGUCUGGGCCGAAAUGGUAAGCUCAAGGAUCUGGACGUCACGAACAAUCAUUUCACCGGCCUCAUUCCUCGCGAUUUGUGCAAGGGUGGGAGGUUGAAGACGCUGAUCCUGAUGCAAAACCACUUCUUCGGACCCAUCCCGGAGAGUCUCGGGGAAUGCAAGUCGCUGACGAAAAUCCGAAUCAUGAAGAACUUGCUCAACGGAACGAUUCCCCGGGGAAUUUUUAACCUGCCACAGGUCAUCAUGAUCGAAGCAAAUGAUAAUUACUUCUCCGGCGAACUUCCUUCGCACAUGUCUGGAGAUUCACUCGGAAUUCUCGCCCUUUCUAACAACUGGAUUUCCGGGCAAAUACCGGCGGCGGUUGGAAAUCUCUGGAAUUUGCAGAUUCUAUCCCUGGAAUCGAAUAGGUUUUCAGGCGAAAUUCCCAAGGAAAUCUUCGGUUUAAAUCUGUUAUCCAAAAUCAACAUUAGCAGCAACAACCUCAGCGGUGAAAUUCCCGCUUCGUUUUCUAAUUGUUCUAAUCUUACAGCCGUUGAUUUUAGCGGGAAUGGCUUAUCGGGAGAGAUUCCAAGCGGGAUUGCAGGAUUGCAAGAUCUAAGCAUUCUGAAUUUCUCGAGAAACCAUCUAACAGGGAAAGUACCCUCAGAAAUUCGGUCCAUGACAAGCCUAACUACCCUGGACCUCUCAUACAACAAUUUCUUAGGCCAAAUCCCAACUGGCGGGCAAUUUCUGGUAUUCAACGACUCGUCCUUCGCCGGAAACCCUUUUCUUUGUCUGCCACGUCAUUUGCCAUGUGCAUCUCUUGUGAACCAAGCUCGCUCCUCCGGCGGUGGCCACAACAGUUUUAAUUCUUCCAAGCUCAGUCUCACCGUGAUUGCAGCUGCCACGCUUUUGUUAUUGGUCCUCCUCACGGUUUACAGAAUGAGAAAGAAGAAGCUCCAGAAUUCGAGGGCUUGGAAGCUCACAGCGUUCCAGCGACUGGAAUUUAAGGCGGAGGACGUUCUGGAGUGCUUGAAGGAAGAGAACAUCAUUGGCAAAGGAGGUGCGGGGAUCGUCUACCGCGGUUCCAUGCCGGACGGUGCUGACGUCGCAAUCAAACGGCUUGUAGGUCGAGGUAGCGGACGGAGCGAUCACGGCUUCUCCGCCGAGAUUCAGACUCUUGGACAGAUCAGACACCGAAACAUCGUGAAACUGUUGGGGUACGUGUCGAACAAGGAUACCAACUUGCUGCUCUACGAGUACAUGCCUAAUGGCAGCUUGGGAGAGCUGUUGCACGGGUCAAAGGGGGGUCGUCUCCAGUGGGAGACGAGGUAUAAAAUUGCAGUGGAGGCUGCAAAAGGAUUGUGUUAUCUCCACCAUGAUUGUUCGCCUCUGAUUAUCCACAGAGACGUGAAAUCCAAUAACAUUUUGCUUGAUUCGGAGAUGGAAGCUCAUGUGGCUGAUUUUGGGCUCGCCAAGUUCUUACAGGACGCUGGAGCAUCCGAGUGCAUGUCUUCCAUUGCUGGUUCCUAUGGUUACAUCGCGCCAGAGUACGCUUACACGCUGAAAGUGGAUGAGAAAAGCGACGUAUACAGCUUCGGUGUGGUGUUGCUGGAGCUAAUAGCAGGGAGGAAACCGGUUGGGGAAUUCGGGGAUGGUGUGGACAUAGUCAGGUGGGUGAGGAAAACCACAUCGGAACUUUCUCAACCGUCGGAUGCUGCUUCGGUUCUGGCGGUGGUGGACCCCAGGCUCACUGGGUACCCACUGACAGGUGUCAUACAUCUGUUCAAGAUUGCAAUGAUGUGCGUGGAGGAUGACAGUUCUGCGAGACCUACGAUGAGGGAAGUGGUUCACAUGCUCACAAAUCCUCCUCGUUCUGCCCCAAGCCUUCUCAAUCUAUAGUUAUCAGUUUGCUGGUUAUUUACUUUUAAAAGUGACCGUGUUCUCGAGUAAAUAAUUUAAUGUGAAUGCAAAAAAUGUAAAAUAAUUUUUGUUGCCAAUAGUUGUGUAGUGUCGUGGCAUAAACACAACCUUUCGUUAAUGCCAUGGUGAAAGGAGGGUUCUUGGGAUAAUUAACCUGUCCGUUGAUCCCUGUUUUGUUGUUAAAGUUGCUCUACUGAUGUUUCAUAUGUUUUCGGCCUUGCUUUUAAGUUAUCAAAUUGUGGUGUACUUGAUUUAUCAAAAUAUAUAUAUAUAUUUGUGGUGUACUAGAGUUUGUUGCAAAAA
Molecule: messenger RNA, 3638 nt
Organism: Ziziphus jujuba (common jujube)
Lineage: Eukaryota; Viridiplantae; Streptophyta; Magnoliopsida; Rosales; Rhamnaceae
Product: receptor protein kinase CLAVATA1
Exons: 2
Coding region: 354-3314 (986 amino acids)
Biological process (GO): protein phosphorylation
Molecular function (GO): receptor serine/threonine kinase binding; ATP binding; protein kinase activity
Source: RefSeq, a predicted model, not a curated record